GGCUGCUUUUCCAUCCAGAGAGACAGAGACGGGAAGGGAGAGCAAGAGACAGCACGGCACCAGAGCCUCCUCAGGCAAAGAAGCUUCCGGCAGCCUUGCCCCUCCCCGACCGGCCCAGGCUGUGACUUUCCGUAACUGGCAGCCACUCAGGAAGUGGAGGCCACACAGGAAGACCGGGGCUUUCCUCCUGCGCCAGCUCUGUUGCCGGCAGCAUGGCGCCCCCCAGCGAGGAGACGCCCCUGAUCCCCCAGCGCACCUGCAGCCUCUCGUCCACCGAGGCCGGCGCCCUGCACGUGCUCCUGCCCCCCCGCGGCCCCGGGCCCCCCCAGCGGCUGGCAUUCUCCUUCGGGGCCUUCUCGGCCGAAGAGCUGUGUGUGCGGGCGGCCAAGGCCAGCGGCAUCCUGCCGGUGUACCACCUCCUCUUCGCUCUGGCCACCGAGGACCUGUCCUGCUGGUUCCCCCCCAGCCACGUCUUCUCCGUGGAGGACGGGGCCACCCAGGUCCUGCUCUACCGGCUGCGCUUCUAUUUCCCCAACUGGUUUGGGCUGGACCGCUGUCACCGCUUCGGGCUGCGCACGGCGGCCACCGGGGCCUUCCUGGACCUGCCGGUGCUCCGCCAUCUCUUCGCGCAGCUUCGCAGUGACCUGGUGAGUGGCCACCUGGCCAUGGGGCUGAGCCUCAAGGAGCAGGGCGAGUGCCUGAGCCUGGCGGUGCUGGACCUGGCGUGCCUGGCCCGGGAGCGUGGGCUGCGGCCGGCGGAGCUUCUGAGGACCAUCAGCUACAAGGACUGUCUGCCUCCGUCGCUGCGGGAGCUGAUCCAAGGCCUGAGCUUCGUCACCCGCCGGCGUAUCCGCAGGACGGUGGAGCGGGCGCUGCACAAGGUGGUGGGCUGCCAGGCGGAGGCGCCGGCUCUCAUGGCCAAGUUUGUCAUGGACCUGCAGCGCCUGUGUCCCGUGGACGCAGAGACCUUCCCCGUUGGCCUGCCUGGCCGGCCGGAGAAGGGGCUGCUGCGGGUGGCAGCGCUCAGCGGGGUGGCCUGGAGCCCUGGAGACCCGGAGGCCUUCCAGCCCUUCUGUGACUUUCCGGAAGUCGUGGACAUCACCGUGAAGCAGGCCCCGUGCUCCGGCCCCAUCCAGGAGCGCCGCCUGGUCACUGUCACCAGGACGGACGGCCAGAUCCUGGAGGCCGAGUUCCCGGGGCUGCCCGAGGCCCUGUCCUUCCUGGCCCUCGUCGACGGCUACUUCCGGCUGACCACCGACUCCCGCCACUUCUUCUGCAAGGAGGCGGCGCCGCCACGGCUGCUGGAGGAGACUGCGGAGCAGUGCCACGGCCCCAUCACCCUGGAAUUUGCCAUCAACAAACUCAAGACCCAGGGGUCCAUCCCGGGCUCCUAUGUGCUCCGCAGAAGCCCCCAGGACUUUGACAGCUUCCUCCUCACCGUCUGCGUUCAGACACCCCUGGGCCCCGACUACAAGGGCUGUCUGAUCCGGCGUGACCCCGCAGGGACCUUCUCCCUGGCUGGCCUCGGCCGCCCCCACAGCAGCCUGCGCGCGCUCCUGGGAGCCUGCUGGAACGGAGGGCUGCGAGUGGAUGACGUGGCGCUGAGCCUCACCUCCUGCUGUGCCCCCAGGCCCAAAGAGAAAUCCAACCUGAUCGUGGUGCGGAGAGACUGCGGUCCGCCCGCGUCCGCCCCGGUCUUCCCCCAGGCCCAGUGCCCCCUCAGCCAGAUGACCUUCCACAAGAUCCCGGCGGAGAGCCUGGAGUGGCAUGAGAACCUGGGCCACGGCUCCUUCACCAAGAUCUACCGGGGCUGCCGGCACGAGGCUGUGGACGGGGAGCCCCGGGAAACGGAGGUGCUCUUCAAGGUUAUGAAUGCCAAGCACAAGCACUGCAUGGAGUCGUUCCUGGAAGCCGCCAGUCUGAUGAGCCAGGUGUCUUUCCCACACCUCGUGCUGCUCCACGGCGUCUGCAUGGCAGGGGACAGCAUCAUGGUCCAGGAGUUUGUGCGCUUGGGCGCCCUGGACACCUACCUGCGCAAGUGCGGCCCCCUGGUGGCGGCCAGCUGGAAGCUGCAGGUGGUCAAGCAGCUGGCCUACGCCCUCAACUACCUGGAGGACAAAGGCCUGCCCCACGGCAACGUGUCGGCCCGCAAGGUGCUCCUGGCUCGCGAGGGGGGCGACGGCAGCCCUCCCUUCAUCAAGCUGAGUGACCCGGGGGUCAGCCCUGCCGUGCUCAGUCUGGACAUGCUCACUGACAGGAUUCCCUGGGUGGCCCCCGAGUGCCUCCAGGAAGCUCGGACCCUGGGCCUGGAAGCGGACAAGUGGGGCUUCGGGGCGACCGUGUGGGAGGUCUUCAGUGGCGUCCCCAUGCCCCUCAGUGCCCUGGACCCCACACAGAAGCUGCAGUUCUAUGAGACUCACCAGCAGCUGCCUGCCCCCAAGUGGACAGAGCUGGCCUUGCUCAUCCGGCAGUGCAUGGCCUACCAGCCCAGCCUCAGGCCCUCCUUCCGCGCUGUGCUUCGAGACCUCAAUAGCCUCAUCACCUCAGAUUAUGAGCUGCUCUCGGACCCGGCACCCGGCACCCUGGGCCCCCGGGAUGGGCUGUGGAGCGGUCAGAUGUGUGGCAGCCAGGACCCCACACUGUUUGAGGAGCGUCAUCUCAAGUUCAUCUCCCAGCUGGGCACAGGUAACUUCGGCAGUGUGGAGCUGUGCCGCUACGACCCGCUGGGUGACAACACGGGCGCGCUGGUGGCCGUGAAGCAGCUGCAGCAGAGCAGCCCCGAGCAGCAACGAGCCUUCCAGCGUGAGGCCCAGCUGCUCAGCUCCUUGCACUGUGACUUUAUUGUCAAGUACCGCGGGGUCAGCUAUGGUCCUGGCCGGCAGAGCCUGCGCCUGGUCAUGGAGUACCUGCCCAGCGGCUGCCUCCGGGACUUCCUGCGGCGCCACCGCGCGCGCCUGCCCGCUGCCCGCCUGCUGCUGUUCGCCUCGCAGAUCUGCAAGGGCAUGGAGUACCUGGGCUCCCGCCGCUGCGUGCACCGCGACCUGGCGGCCCGCAACAUCCUGGUGGAAAGCGAGUCGCACGUGAAGAUCGCGGACUUCGGGCUCGCCAAGCUGCUGCCGCUCGACAAGGAAUACUACGUGGUCCGCGAGCCCGGCCAGAGCCCCAUCUUCUGGUUCGCUCCUGAGUCGCUGGCGGACAACGUGUUCUCUCGCCAGUCCGAUGUGUGGAGCUUCGGGGUGGUCUUGUACGAGCUGUUCACCUAUGGGGACAAGGGCUGCAGCCCCUCAGCCGAGUUCCUGCGGAUGAUGGGGUGUGACCGUGACGUCCCCGCGCUCUACCGCCUCCAGGAGCUGCUGGCCGAGGGCCGCCGCCUCCCCGCGCCGCCCGCCUGCCCGGCCGAGGUCCACGAGCUCAUGACCCGCUGCUGGGCCCCCCGCGCCCAAGACCGGCCGACCUUCAGCGACCUGGGCCCCCAGCUGGACGCUCUGUGGGGCGGGAGGCGGGAGUAGUCUCGGGGGGCUCCCCGCCACCCAGGGACCCCACUUCCAUCCGGAGCCCCCACCCCGGGCACGGGGCCUCGGGCCUCUCUGUGCCCCCAAACACGAUGUCUUUCCGCCCUGACUUGGGGGGUCCUGGGAGACGCGGGUGCCCCCAGUUCUGCCCUCUCGGGGACCCUGUCCCCCAGCUUCGGAAAUUCCUGUUCGCCCCUCAGAAUCCCGGCCGACUCUGGGGUCUGGGGGCUUUAGGGGGGCAGGGAGGGGACACUGGGUGUGUGUUUAAGUCAAUAAAGACGGCUGAGAAAGAAAAUGUG
Molecule: messenger RNA, 3811 nt
Organism: Erinaceus europaeus (western European hedgehog)
Lineage: Eukaryota; Metazoa; Chordata; Mammalia; Eulipotyphla; Erinaceidae
Gene: JAK3
Product: Janus kinase 3
Exons: 25
Coding region: 213-3509 (1098 amino acids)
Biological process (GO): cell surface receptor signaling pathway via JAK-STAT; cell differentiation; peptidyl-tyrosine phosphorylation
Cellular component (GO): cytosol; cytoskeleton; membrane
Molecular function (GO): cytokine receptor binding; ATP binding; non-membrane spanning protein tyrosine kinase activity
Source: RefSeq, a predicted model, not a curated record